Molecule: messenger RNA, 3332 nt
Organism: Beta vulgaris subsp. vulgaris (sugar beet)
Lineage: Eukaryota; Viridiplantae; Streptophyta; Magnoliopsida; Caryophyllales; Amaranthaceae
Product: probable xyloglucan glycosyltransferase 5
Exons: 5
Coding region: 761-2845 (694 amino acids)
Cellular component (GO): Golgi apparatus
Molecular function (GO): glycosyltransferase activity
Source: RefSeq, a predicted model, not a curated record
CAUGUCUUUUUUGUACUUUGCCACAAUCCACAUGCCUUAUAAUUGCUUCUUUAUAGUGACAGUAUAUUUGUUAUCAUUUUUCCUUCUUUCUUCACCAUUUACAGAAUCUUCAAACUUCCCCCAAUUUCAACCCUUUCCUUUUCUUCCCUCCAAUGGUUAAAUUAAAUUAAAGAUUAAAUCUUGUUGGUAAGAAUUUUUAGAAAGUUAGUAUAAAUUAGACAAGGUUUUCUUUUUGUUUUUAAGGAAACCACUGAUUAGUAUUAUCCCACUAAUACACUUAGAACAGAAUCACUGCUUCAAAGAACUUUCCUCCUAUUUUGGUAAUUUCCAUGUUAGGCCCUUCCUUCUCUUCUUCUCUCUUAUAGUGCCUUCUUCAAGCUUUUGGGAGUAGCAAGUUAACUCUUUCUCUCUCUCUCUCCUCCUUACUUUCUCUCUCUUCCUUACUUUCUCUCUCUUCUUCCAUUGGCUUUUCUGUCUUUUUUGCUGCAUUUUUUGUGGAAUGUUAUAGUAACUUAAAGUUGGGUUCUUUUCUUUUCCUUUUUUAUUUUGUUUCUGUGUUUCUUUGUGGAUCUGCUUCUCUGUGAAUAAUUCGAAUUUCCAACCUUAUAUAAUCUUCUGGGUAUCUGUGCAAUUCAAAGAAUUUAUCUCAAACAUGGGUGAAACUGCUAUAAAAUUGUGAGAUUCUUCAUUUUUAGGAUCUGGGUUUUUCUGGGUUUUUUUGGUUAUUGUUGAAGAAAAAGUUUCAAAAAAGAAAAAAAAAAUGGUACCUGGUAUAGAUAUGAGUAAAUGGUGGGCAAAAGAAGAAAGAAAAGGAACACCAGUAAUAGUGAAAAUGGAGAAUCCAAAUUACUCACUUGUUGAAAUAGAAUCACCAGAUUCAGCAUUUAGAGCAGUUGAGAAAGAUAGAGGGAAAAAUGCAAAACAAUUGACAUGGGUUUUGUUGUUAAGGGCACAUAGAGCAGCAGGUUGUGUUGCUUGGGUUGGAAAUGGGAUUUGGUCAUUGUUAAGUACAAUAAAGAAAAGGUUGAUUUUAGGGGAAGGUGUUGGAAUGGAGAAUGACAAAAGUAGUAAGGGAAAGUUAUUGUACAGGGUAAUUCUGGGUUUUCUAAUAACUGCUCUUGCAUUCUUGGCAUUUGAGAUGUUUGCACACUUCAAUGGGUGGCAUUAUUUCCAAAACAGCAACUUACACAUCCCUCAAACUAUUGAGAUUCAAGGUUGGCUCCAUGAGAUUUAUGUAAGUUGGCUCGAUUUUCGGGUCAGCUAUAUUGCACCUUUGAUCCAAUCUUUAUCCACCUUCUGUGUGGUUUUGUUCAUGAUUCAGUCCCUUGAUAGGUUGGUUCUUUGUUUGGGGUGUUUUUGGAUUAAAUUCAACAAGAUUAGGCCUAGAAUUGAAGAUGAACCUUUCAAGUCAAGUGAUCCUGAAAAUCCUGGCUGCAAUCACCCAAUGGUUCUGGUUCAAAUACCAAUGUGUAAUGAAAGAGAGGUAUAUGAGCAAUCUAUAUCAGCUGUUUGUCAACUUGAUUGGCCAAAAGACAGAAUUCUUAUACAAGUUCUAGAUGAUUCUGAUGAUGAGAGUAUCCAGUGGUUGAUUAAGAAUGAAGUCUCUAAGUGGAGUCAAAAGGGUAUUAACAUUAUUUACCGACAUCGAUUGGUUAGAACUGGUUAUAAAGCUGGGAAUCUCAAGUCUGCUAUGAACUGUGAUUAUGUUAGAGAUUAUGAAUAUGUUGCCAUCUUUGAUGCUGAUUUUCAGCCUAAUCCGGAUUUCCUGCAGCAAACUGUCCCACAUUUUAAGGGAAAUCCAGAACUUGGUUUGGUUCAAGCAAGGUGGACUUUUGUGAACAAAGAUGAAAACUUACUGACUCGCCUUCAGAAUAUUAACCUUUGCUUUCACUUUGAGGUGGAGCAGCAGGUUAAUGGAGUGUUCCUUAACUUCUUUGGAUUCAAUGGAACUGCUGGGGUUUGGAGAAUCAAAGCACUGGAAGAUUCUGGUGGUUGGCUGGAGAGGACAACCGUCGAGGAUAUGGACAUUGCUGUCCGUGCUCAUCUCAAUGGGUGGAAGUUCAUUUACCUUGAUGAUGUUAGGGCUCUCUGUGAACUUCCUGAAUCUUAUGAAGCUUACAGAAAACAGCAACACCGGUGGCAUUCUGGUCCGAUGCAGCUCUUCCGUUUAUGUCUUCCAGCCAUCAUAAGCUCUAAGAUAUCAUCUUUGAAGAAAGCAAAUCUCAUCCUACUAUUCUUUUUAUUAAGAAAACUAAUCCUCCCAUUCUAUUCGUUCACAUUGUUCUGUAUCAUUCUUCCCUUGACCAUGUUUGUCCCUGAAGCCGAGCUCCCAAUCUGGGUAAUCUGUUACAUUCCGGUUUUCAUGUCAUUCCUGAACAUACUUCCUGCACCGGGAUCAUUUCCCUUCAUCGUCCCAUACCUUUUGUUCGAGAACACAAUGUCCGUAACCAAAUUCAAUGCCAUGAUUUCCGGGUUAUUCCAAUUGGGUAGUUCAUAUGAGUGGAUUGUCACCAAAAAAGCUGGCCGAGCCUCAGAACCAGACCUAGUAGCAAUGGAAGAAAGAGAAACAAAGGCAAUGAAUCAACCCCAACUGUUCCGAGGUGCUUCUGACAGCGGCCUUUCUGAACUUACCAAACUGAAAGAGCACCAAGAAGCAACCCCAAAACCAGAUAAAAAGAAAAUGAACAAACUAUACAAGAAAGAGCUUGCUUUGGCCUUCUUACUGCUCACUGCUGCUCUUAGGAGUCUGUUGUCUGCACAAGGAGUGCAUUUCUAUUUCCUGUUAUUCCAAGGCGUCACAUUCCUUCUCGUGGGCUUAGAUUUGAUCGGCGAGCAAAUGAGCUAAAACACAGCAUAAUGUUCAUCUAAUUUUCGCGAUCAAAGGCUGAGUUGCAUAGAUUGCAAAGCUACUGCUAACGGUACAGCUAUGAUUCAGAAGAAUAAAAUUCCUCUGAGAAUCAUUUCUCUCCUAUAGAAUUUUUUUCUUUCUUUUACUUAUAAGUUCUCAACAUAGAAUUUACUCUUUGUCAUUUAAUUUAUCACUUAUUAUAGUGCUGUGAAUUUGCUUUCUUGGAGGGUUUAAAAUUGGUGAGAUAGGAUUCUAUGGGGAUGAAAACCCAUAUAAAAGAAAAAUUGCCAAAGUCAAUUCUUUUGCUUUUGGAUCAUAAGAAAAAAUUGGAGUUUGUUAUUUGUUCUGGGUUAGUUUGGUACCAUAUUCUACAUAAAAUUGUAUGUAAGAACAGUGUAGAUUUUGAGUGAUGCUGAAGUUCAGCUGUUAAGGGUAUCAAUCUAGAUGCAUAAAUUACUCAUAUAAAAUUAUAUAUUUUUUUGUA